AAAACAACAAGGCAACAUGUUACCGCAGGAAAAGUCGGAUGAAAAAGACGGGGAGAACGGAGGCAAUAUUGUAUCGAAAGUGUCGAAUUUCUUAGAUAGGCAUCUGUUUGUUCUCAGGAAUAUCAGCAUUGGAAUUGCCCUCACUGGAAUUGUUGUGAUUGCAAGAAGUAUAAGACUAACAACAAAAUUCUACAGUACUCUUGAUAUACCGAAAUCUUUUAUACAACAAAAUGUGAAACUUCGAGGAAAAGUUCACCAUGUAACUGAUCAAGGACUAGCAGUGGAACAUCUUCCAAUUACCAUACCAUUUAUUUCAUCUAUUCUUAGGAAACGACAACAAGAUGCACUUUUGACUGUUAAAUUAGCCGGUGUAGAACUUACAGAAGAUGGAAAAGCUUGGUUAAAACAAAACUUGGCACCAGCACAAGUUGUGUGGUUUAGGCUUCUUGGGAAAGAAAAUUCAGCAGUUGACUGUCUAGUUUUGGCAAAUUUGGGAGGCAUUUUCAAUGUGUGCAUUAAUGAAGAACUACUAAGGCAAGGACUUGGUAGGACAGUACCUGUACAAGGUCUUCAUUUUCAGUCCAGACUCUUUUGGAAAAUACACAAAAAAUUACUUAAAGCUGAAUUACGAGCACAGAAGAGUGAAGUUGGUCUUUGGAAAAAAGUGAAUUUAAGAGAACAGAUAUUUACAAGAUUAAAUGGCUAUGCAAUAGUAAAAUUACUGAAAAAAACUUUAAAAUGGAAUCUUGAAGACAAAACAAAAAGGAACACAUGAUUGUUCUGUAACAAUAUACUUUAUUGAAAGCUAUCCUUUUUUUGUAAAUUUUUUAUAUACAGUAUUAUAACAUUUUUUGUCUGCUGUAGUCUGCAUGUAUUUAAAAAUAAGGUGAUGUUAAUAUUUUUCUGGACUUAGUUUGUUACAAUGUUGUGCCAAUAGCCUUUGAAGACCUAUGAUUCAUUAACUGUUUUUUUGCCCUGGAUGUCACAAUGAUAUACUGUGAAAUUCUAAUUGUUCCUGCUGAGUUCAGUAAGGGACACUGGUGUUUCUGUGGUAACAGCCAAUCAAAAAACUCUAGCAGAUCAAAAGACGAAACCUGAGACAUUGUCAAAUGCUGUACGAUCGGAAAGGAGAGGGUGACAACAAAAUUCUGUGAUGCUUAACUUCAUACACAAUAGAAUUACGGGAUGAACAGUGAGGCUAUCAAAACAAAACUUUACUGGAAAAAUUACUUUUUUUUAAUAUUGUGAAGAAGCAUCUUUUCCUCCUGUUAAGUAUUUAUAAAGAACACGUGG
This is a messenger RNA of Polypterus senegalus (gray bichir), 1293 nucleotides long. It is a transcript of the gene miso1, whose product is annotated as c18h3orf33 homolog (H. sapiens). NCBI's taxonomy places the organism in Eukaryota, Metazoa, Chordata, Cladistia, Polypteriformes, Polypteridae. The record is from RefSeq and is a predicted model, not a curated record. Bases 17 to 775 code for a protein of 252 amino acids. The transcript has 5 exons.